AUUCUCAAAAUAAUACAGUUAUUGUGACUAUUCUGUUCAGUUUCUUCAAAUAAAUACCGACUGAAAGAAGUGUGUAGACAGAACGAUCUGAAACCCUAAAAACGGUUACAAAAUGAAUCGAUUGCUUGCGAAUUCGGUUUUGAGGCGGUGUGUAAUGAACGGCGGCCGGAUUAUGACUGGAGAACACGUGGUACAGUCGCCGGAGUUUGCUGCAGCGGCGGUGUUUAGUUUCCGGCCGUUUGAUCGGUCGGUAAUGGUGGCGGAUCAGGAUUUCGGGAGCUUUCAGUGGCGGAGGAUGAUGUGCUCUGCGGCGGAGCCGGCGGCAAAGGCGCCGGCGGUAAAACAGGCGGAUGCCGGAGCUGCGAAGAAGGAAGGUGAAGAUCAGGUUGCGGUUUCGAGUUAUUGGGGGAUUUCGAGAUCUAAAAUUACUAGAGAGGAUGGUUCUGAGUGGCCGUGGAACUGUUUUAUGCCGUGGGAUACUUACGAAUCGAACUUGUCAAUCGAUCUCAGUAAGCACCAUGUACCGAAGAACUUCGUGGAUAAAUUUGCUUUCAGGACAGUGAAACUGAUGAGAAUUCCAACUGAUAUAUUUUUCAAGAGGCGGUACGGGUGCCGAGCAAUGAUGCUUGAAACUGUAGCAGCAGUCCCCGGGAUGGUGGGAGGAAUGCUACUGCACUUGAGAUCUCUACGCAAGUUCCAGCAAAGUGGAGGUUGGAUCAAAGCAUUGCUUGAAGAAGCUGAGAAUGAAAGGAUGCACCUCAUGACAAUGGUGGAGCUCGUGAAACCCAAAUGGUAUGAACGCCUUCUGGUUCUAACCGUGCAGGGCGUUUUCUUCAACGCCUUCUUUGUUAUAUACGUAUUAUCCCCGAAACUAGCGCACAGAAUCGUUGGGUAUCUUGAAGAAGAAGCAGUACAUUCAUACACCGAGUUUCUCAAGGACAUUGAAAGUGGUGCAAUUGAAAAUGUUCCGGCCCCUGCUAUCGCGAUCGACUAUUGGAGAUUGCCGAAAGAUUCUACCUUGAAAGAUGUCAUAACUGUUAUCCGAGCUGAUGAAGCUCAUCAUCGUGAUGUCAACCAUUUUGCUUCUGAUAUCCAUUUCCAGGGUAAGGAAUUGAGGGACGCUCCAGCACCUGUGGGUUACCACUAAACCGUUUGCUUAUAGAGGAGGUAUAGGAUUCUGGUGGUAUGGGUGCUUCAGUCAGUCAAACAAAUAAGCAUUUGUACAGUGAUAUGAACUAGCAUUUAAGCACGAUUAAUAUGGUCGUGUGUUACCUCUGUCAAAAUGAUGUGGAUUCGACAUGUUUUGCAUAAAAUAAGUUUACAUUUGCGUGUGCCGAAAGCUAAUAAUAGUUGUACAAAUAUUGAGAAGCAAUAUGACCGACUUUUUUUUU
Molecule: messenger RNA, 1391 nt
Organism: Helianthus annuus (common sunflower)
Lineage: Eukaryota; Viridiplantae; Streptophyta; Magnoliopsida; Asterales; Asteraceae
Product: ubiquinol oxidase, mitochondrial
Exons: 4
Coding region: 113-1147 (344 amino acids)
Biological process (GO): alternative respiration
Cellular component (GO): mitochondrion
Molecular function (GO): alternative oxidase activity
Source: RefSeq, a predicted model, not a curated record